AUGCCCUUCUUUUUUUUAGAAUCGGUCAACCGAUCCCUCUUUUCUACUGCUCUUUCCUUCAUUGCCAUUAUCUUUUCUAAAAAUCUUUUCAUUCAGUCGAAUUCGGUUGGUCUCUUUGCCCCUAUGUUUCCCCGUCUACUCGUCUACUUAUUUUUCUGCCCUCUACACAUUCUUUUACUUUCUUAUUUUUUUUACCUUCUACUUAUUCUUCAACCAACUUCUUUUACCUUCUCCUUAUUCUUCUAUCGUAUAAUUAUUCUUUUACCUUAUACUUAUUCUUUUAUAUUCUACUUAUUCUUUUCCCAUCUACUUAAUGUUCUACCGACUUCUACUUAUUUUUUACAUUCUACAUAUUCUUCUAUCUUCUGCUUAUACUUUUACCUUCUACUUAUUAUUUUCCUUUCUAUUAUUCUUUUUCUACUGCUUAUUUUUUCCUUUCUACUUAUUCUUUUCCUUUCUACUUCUUCCUUUACCUUCUACUUAUUCUUUUCUUUUCUACUUAUUCUUUUGCCUUCGCCUUAUUCCUGUCCUUUCCACAUAUUUCUUUACCUUCCACUUAUUCUUUUACCUUUCUACUUACUCAUUUCCUUUUUACUUAUUCCUUUUACCUUCUACUUAUUCUUUUUCUUUCUACUUAUUCUUCCUACAAUAAUCCUUGAUUCCCUAUGCAGAUCUAGAAGAGCUGCAGACAAAAUACGAACUAGCUUUUCCCUUUUCUUGGCUGGUAAUUAUUGCACCAUCCAUAUCUCUCGAUCUGUUAUUUCCAUUUUAUUUCUCUCUCUCUCUCUCUCUCUCUCUAUCUAUCUAUCUAUCUAUCUAUCUAUCUAUCUAUCUAUCUUUUCUAUCUAUCUAUCUAUCUAUCUAUCUAUCUAUCUAUCUAUCUAUCUAUCUAUAUAUUAUAUUUAA
Molecule: messenger RNA, 906 nt
Organism: Acanthosepion pharaonis
Lineage: Eukaryota; Metazoa; Mollusca; Cephalopoda; Sepiida; Sepiidae
Source: the annotation of a GenBank genome assembly